AUGAUCUCUGCAGCUGCAGCCUCUUUGCACCGGCCGCCGCCAGAAAGUCCGUGGAAGAGCAAAGGAAGAGCACUAGAAGAGCCCGGUCUUGCUGGCUCUGCGACAUCACAGCUGCGUCAAAAAUGCUACCUAAGGACCGGAGCCGAUGGCCGCGGCUGGCAUCUCAUCCCUCCUUACCGGCUACCCGCAUCGGCCAGGGUCCAUGCAUGUACUGCGUCUGUUUGUACCUAA
Molecule: messenger RNA, 231 nt
Organism: Trichoderma gamsii
Lineage: Eukaryota; Fungi; Ascomycota; Sordariomycetes; Hypocreales; Hypocreaceae
Exons: 1
Coding region: 1-231 (76 amino acids)
Source: RefSeq, a predicted model, not a curated record